CAUAUUGACAAGCUUCUAAAAAAAAAAAUUACACAAGGAGAAAAUUAUUAGUCAAUCUUAUGGUUGCUUUGUGACUCAUAUUUGUGUCCAAGCAAAAAAAACUUGGUUAAAUUUGGCCACCAAAAGUUUCCAAAUUCUUGAAAAGUCUCAACAAUAACUUUUCUGGUAAUGUUCAUCUAUAAGAGCAUUCAUUUUAUGGAGGAGAGAAAAAAGAUUGAUAACGAAGCGAGUUUCGACACCCAAACAAGGAGAAAAAAUCAGCAAAAAGAAUGGAGGAGAAGAAGUAUGUGGUAGAGGUAGAGAAGGGCAAAGAAGCAAAGGAUGGAAGGCCUUCAGUUGGCCCAGUUUACAGGAGUGUUACUGCCAAAGAUGGUUUCCCACCUCUUCUUCCAGGAAUGGAAACUUGCUGGGAUAUUUUCCGAAAUUCAGUGGAGAAAUUCCCAGAGAAUCGAAUGGUUGGAUAUCGUGAAACUGAGGAUGGCAAAGUAGGAGAUUAUGUUUGGUUAACAUACAAGGAAGUGUACGAAAUUGUUAUGAAAGUUGGAGCAUCUAUCCGAAGUUGUGGAAUUAGUAAAGGAGCACGAUGUGGUAUCUACAGUACUAAUUGCCCUAAGUGGAUCAUCAGCAUGCAGGCCUGUAAUGCACAUGGACUGUACUGCGUUCCACUUUAUGAUUCCCUAGGUGCUGGUGCAGUGGAAUACAUCAUAUGUCAUGCAGAGGUGUCCAUCGCUUUUGUAGAAGAAAAGAAGAUUUCAGAGGUUCUCAAGACGUUACCCAAUACAAGAAAGUACUUGAAAACACUUGUGAGCUUUGGCAAGGUAAAAUCCGACCAAAAGGAAGAAGCUGAAAGAAUGGGCUUGACAAUUCACUCUUGGGAUGAAUUUCUACUACUGGGAAACAAUCAACAGUUUGAUCUUCCUGCAAAAAAGAAAAGUGACAUUUGCACAAUAAUGUAUACAAGUGGUACAACCAGUGAGCCCAAGGGAGUAUUGAUUUCCAAUGAGACUGUUGUCACUGUUGUAUCUGGCAUAAAAUUCUCAUUGACGAGCAUAAAUGAAGAGCUUAUGCAAGAUGAUGUAUACCUCUCAUAUCUUCCUCUAGCACAUAUCUUUGAUCGAGUGGUAGAGGAAUUGUUUAUCUCAAUUGGUGCUUCAAUAGGGUAUUGGCGCGGAGAUGUGAAACUGCUGUCUGAAGACAUCAAGGAUCUGAAACCAACAAUUCUUUGUUCUGUUCCGCGUGUGUUAGAUAGGAUAUAUUCAGGUCUGAUGGAAAAGAUUUCUUCUGCUGGGGCUUUGAAACGUACAUUGUUCAAUGUCGCCUACUCGUACAAAUUGAGCAACAUGAACAAUGGGUAUAGGCUUGAGGAAGCAUCCCCCAUUUUUGAUAAGAUAGUGUUUAGUAAGAUUAAGGAGGGUCUUGGAGGAAAACUUCGUCUAAUCCUUUCAGGAGGAGCACCUCUUGCUCCUAGUGUUGAAACUUUCCUACGCGUGGUGACAUGUGCUCAUGUGCUUCAAGGAUAUGGUCUUACUGAAAGCUGUGCAGCUUCAUUCAUUGCACAACCUAAUGAUAUGGCAAUGGUUGGAACUGUGGGACCUCCUGUACCAAACGUCGAUGUCUGCUUAGAAUCAGUUCCAGAAAUGGGAUAUGAUGCUCUUCUGUCCACAACCCCACGUGGAGAAAUAUGCAUUCGAGGAAAUACCCUCUUUACAGGUUACCAUAAACGAGAAGAUCUCACCGAAGAAGUCAUGUUUGAUGGAUGGUUCCACACAGGGGAUAUUGGAGAGUGGCAGCCAGAUGGGUGCAUGAAGAUCAUUGAUCGCAAGAAAAACAUCUUUAAGCUCUCACAGGGAGAAUAUGUUUCAGUUGAAAACUUGGAGAAUAUAUACAGUCUUGCCUCAGAAAUCGAUUCGGCAUGGGUUUAUGGAAAUAGCUUCGAGUCUUUCCUUGUUGCUGUUGUCAACCCCAACAAGCAUGCUCUUGAAUCCUGGGCUCAAGAACAUGAAGUUGCAGGUGAUUUCAGUUCACUGUGCCAGCAUCCUAGAGCAAAGGCCUACAUUCUUGAGAAGCUCAACAAGAUUGCCCGAGAGAACAAGUUGAAAGGAUUCGAGUUAAUCAAGGCAGUACAUCUAGACCCCAUGCCAUUUGACAUGGAGCGCGAUCUAUUGACUCCAACCUUUAAGAAGAAGAGGCCUCAAUUACUCAAGUAUUAUAAGGAUGUUAUUGACACCUUAUACCAAGAACAGAACGAGAAACGACAAUCAUAAUGAAGCAUCAGUUCUGCAAUAUUUGGGUGCAAAUUUGACAUCUUUUUUAUCUAAGAUUUCUAUUUCUUGUAGGGAGCUUCUACAUGUAGAGGAAAAAACAUCAUCAGUUUGAUACAACAAUUGUAGAUUCACCCUUUUGUACUUGAAAUUCUUAAUUACAUUCGUAAUUACAUUAACUUGUAUCAA
This is a messenger RNA of Beta vulgaris subsp. vulgaris (sugar beet), 2450 nucleotides long. Its product is annotated as long chain acyl-CoA synthetase 4. The transcript is spliced from 19 exons. The coding region runs from base 270 to 2264 and encodes 664 amino acids. The record is from RefSeq and is a predicted model, not a curated record. Gene Ontology annotation, biological process: fatty acid metabolic process. Gene Ontology annotation, molecular function: long-chain fatty acid-CoA ligase activity. Gene Ontology annotation, cellular component: membrane; endoplasmic reticulum. NCBI's taxonomy places the organism in Eukaryota, Viridiplantae, Streptophyta, Magnoliopsida, Caryophyllales, Amaranthaceae.